AUGCUCAGAUGAAAUACUACAGUUACCCAGCGGCUCGGCAGCUUCGCUGUGGUGCCUGCGCCAAGCUUGUGACACAGCAGCUCCAGAGACACCUGAACACCGCUGCAGCUCCACCAGCCCAGCUCCAGCAGGAGCAGAGAAAAGCACGGAGAUGCUCACCCUGCUGCUGACCACCCUUGUCCUCUGCCUCGCUGGGUCUGUCUUGCCAAACGAAGACAUAGAGAUUAUAGAGAGCUGCAUGCAGGACCUGGAUGUGGGGCUGGAGGAGGGCAACCCCCAGUACAACUGGGACAGGUUAAAUCGGCUUGAGCAGGCGCUAGCCCGCAGCAAACCCGGCAAGGAGGGAUGCCACUUCCAGACCAAUCUGGUCGAGGCCCACGUGUAUAGUGUCUCGGCAGACAGCUUCAAAGGUUUAAACCUCAGCAGCAGUGCGGCAAAGAGCAACGGGCGAAGCAAGGCACAGCCCAAGCACGCCAUGAGAUUCCCAGAGGAGCUCACGCACGGCAUGCGGGCACGGGAGGAGCACAAGCUCAUCUGCAUUUACAUCCACAGUCCUUGCAUCUUCCUGGACGAGCAGAACAGCUCUGUACUGAACAACCACAUCCUGGGAGCCUUCCUGCAAAACAGGGCCGUGACUGGGCUCGGGCAACCCGUGGAGAUCCAGUUCUGGCACAACCUGGUGCUGGAUGCCUCCAACGCAACCUGUGUCUUCUGGGUGCCUGGAGCUGGCGCAGGCAGAGCAGGCAGCUGGAGCAGAGAGGGCUGCAAGACCGAGCACAGAGAGGGCACCGUUGUCUGCCACUGCAGCCACCUCACCUACUUUGCCGUCUUGAUGAUCCAGGCACAAAACCUGAGCCAGCCUGUGCUGGAGUCUCUCACCUACAUCAGCACCGUGGGCUGCUCCAUCUCAGCCGCUGCCACCUUCUGCACCCUCCUGCUCUGCUGCUUCUUCAGGCGCCGGCCAAAGGACACCACGACCAGGAUCCACAUGAACCUCCUGGCUGCACUGUUCCUGCUCAAUGGCAGCUUCCUGCUGAGCAAGCCGCUGGCCACCGGCACCAAGGAGCUCUGCCAGGCUGCUGCUGCCCUGCUCCACGGAAGCCUCCUCUGCUCCCUGGCGUGGAUGGGUGCUGAGGCCUUCCACCUCUACCUCCUCCUCGUCAAGGUCUACAACAUCUACAUUCAGCACUACCUCCUCAAGCUCUGCCUCUGUGCUUGGGGUCUGCCCACGCUGGUUGUGAUUGCUGUUGUGAUCUUCAGGGGAGAAACCUAUGGGCACCAUGCCAUCAGCACCACUGACGGCUACCAGAAUACGAACAUGUGCUGGCUCACCAGCAAGCCGGCCCACUUUGUCACCCUGUGCUAUGCUGGCCUCAUCCUGCUCUUCAACACGCUGAUGCUGGCGGCCGUGGUAGUAAUGCUGAGGAGGAUCAAGAGCCAGAAGGGGCAGGCGAGAAGGGACUGGGCGACGGUGCUGGGGCUCACCUGCCUGCUGGGAACCACCUGGGGCUUGGCCUUCUUCAGCUUCGGCGUCCUUCUCAUCCCCCAGCUCUACCUCUUCACCAUCCUCAACUCCCUGCAAGGUCUCUUCAUCUGCGUGUGGUACAUCACCACAUACCACCGCAGCAGGUCCAGCUCUGACAGCAGCACCUCCAGAUAACAUGUCCUGCUGAGGGGCUGUGGGGAUCCAGGAGCCGCCAAGGAAGUAUCGGAGCUGCAAAGGAGCUGCCCAGAGCCAGGGGCCUGCAGCCACCCGCAGCACCACUGCUGUGCCCAGCUGCCCUGCACCACCCCGGACACUUGGCCCAGGGGGGCCCUUCUGCCCCCCUCACUUUUACUGGAACUGACUUCUCCCACAGGGUGCAAAUGGGCUGGAGCAGAGCAGGACAUGGGACAGCCAGCCACUGGCAGCCUCUAUCUCACAGCAAAGCAGCAGGCACUGGUCAUGGUGAUCAUUCUCCCCAGCAUCUCCUCCUCCAAGAGUGAGGUCAGGGACAGUGGCUGCCCACAGCCCCAGUCGCCAGCAAUCACGCACACAAGGGCUUUGGCUUAGUGAUUCUGCAGUAGAGAGGAGGGUGGUAAAUGAGUAAGUGAGCUGACAGCAAAGAUAAAUUGGCUUUCCUCUCUUCUCUCUUAUGAAACUGGACUCAGAGCAGAGCUCUUCAAUGCAAAUAAACUCUUUAUCAGGGUUUAAACA
This is a messenger RNA of Anas platyrhynchos (mallard), 2197 nucleotides long. RefSeq names its product adhesion G protein-coupled receptor G5 (gene ADGRG5). NCBI's taxonomy places the organism in Eukaryota, Metazoa, Chordata, Aves, Anseriformes, Anatidae. Gene Ontology annotation, biological process: cell surface receptor signaling pathway; adenylate cyclase-activating G protein-coupled receptor signaling pathway. Gene Ontology annotation, molecular function: G protein-coupled receptor activity. The record is from RefSeq and is a predicted model, not a curated record. Gene Ontology annotation, cellular component: plasma membrane.